Messenger RNA from Myxocyprinus asiaticus (Chinese sucker), 1708 nucleotides. RefSeq names its product surfeit 6 (gene surf6). Gene Ontology annotation, biological process: ribosomal small subunit biogenesis; ribosomal large subunit biogenesis. Gene Ontology annotation, molecular function: DNA binding; RNA binding. The transcript has 5 exons. NCBI's taxonomy places the organism in Eukaryota, Metazoa, Chordata, Actinopteri, Cypriniformes, Catostomidae. Gene Ontology annotation, cellular component: nucleolus. The coding region runs from base 254 to 1339 and encodes 361 amino acids. The record is from RefSeq and is a predicted model, not a curated record.
UCACUGUAACCAUUUCCGGGGACUGUGAACUCUCUUCAUACACACGUGUGGAGUGUUUCUGAAAAUAUAGCAGAUCUGACAACAUUAUUAGAGCUAUAUUAUUUCAAGGCUUUUGUCGGAUUUCGUUUUUAUUCCUGUGAACAUGUGACGUUCUGCAGCCUUUGUUUUUAUACCCUUCUUCAUUCUCCAGUUUCCAGUUCACAAGAGUGGUACCGUGAAAUUUCGAUUGUAUUUUUUGUUUGCGCCAGGAAAUAUGGCCAGCCUUGCUGCAAAGUAUGAUUACUUGGAGAAGUUGACCCAUAAAGUAUGUGUAUCCCAAAACAAGGAGCCAAAGAAAAGACCCUAUGUUCCGUUCCGAGGUAAUGGGGUAAAUGAUGGUGCUCCUCCCAAGAAGAUAAAGAACAACAAGCAGAAGCCAGUAAAAGGAAAUAGUAUAAGCUCAAACAAAAAGAAACCAGUGCCAAAGACCACUCAGCCUGCAGCACCUCCAGCACAGAGAAAAACAGUUCAGAAUGGGACCUCUGAGACAAAAAAGAAGCCUGAGGGUGGAACAUCACAGGAAUUUAAUGCUGUAGACAUUCUUCGUCAGAGGCUUCACCAGAAGAUUGAGGAGUCUCGUGGACAGGGCACUCCUAAAGAUCCCUCCUCAGAAGAAGUAAAGAAGAAACGGGAGAAACGAAAGCAAGAAAGGGAGCGUCGGAAGAGAAAAAGGAAAGAAUUUAGAAUGAAAAAGUUUGCAGAGAGUGCAGACUUGCAGGCAGGAGAAGAGGACAAAAAAACAGAAAUGCCCCAACCCCAGGCUAACUCUACGUCAAGCAAGCCCGCCAAAGAUGAGCAGAGCUCCAUGGUCUUCAACAAGGUGGAUGUUGGGGAAGAGUAUGUGGACAAAGGAACAAAGUUGAUGCAGAAGAAAAAGAAAAGAAAAGUAAAAGGAACGCUGACUCCACUCACUGGGAAGAACUAUAAGCAGCUUUUAACACGCGUUGAGGCGAGGAAAGCUCACCUGGAGCAACUUAGGGAGAAGGAUGAAGGCAAAGCAAAAAAAGAGGAAGAGAAGAUGAGGUGGACCAAUAUUCUCUACAAGGCUGAAGGUUUCAAGAUCAAAGACAAUGAGAACCUCUUGCGUGCAUCCGUGAAGAGGAAGGAGAAAAUGAAGGCUCAGAGGAAAAAGAAGUGGGCAGAGAGGAGUGAGCAAGUGGUGGAAAAGAUGCAAAAGAGACAAGACAAGAGGCGUAGGAAUAUUCAGAAACGCAAGCAGGCCAAAGUGGAAAAGCGCAAAGAGAAGGCAAGAAAAAAAGGUUGUGUGCUGGCUGAGGAUCUAAAGAAGGCCAAUGUGUAGGCGGAAAGGGAGACGAGGUGAAGAUAUGUGUAAGGUGGAAAAGACAAUGGAAAGACAUAAAACAAAUGGGAAUUUUGGCUGUUGAAAAUAAAAAGACUUUGCUUCAUGGUCGGGUUGCCCCCUUAUAUUUUCCUUGUGCCCCCACAGUCAGAUGGCGAAACAACUAAGAGAGACCUCCCUGGUCAGCCAAAAAGAGAACCUACUGCCCAGCCUCAAGGUCAAUAUGCCCCUGCCCCCCUUUGCUUUGUGCAGCGUUCCUCUUUAGACUACCAUGAAACAGUAUAUUACACCUAGAUAAAAUGUCAUUGUGAAUAAAUGUUGUCUUCACUUUUAAGAUUUCAGAUUUAUAAAGAGCAUAUUUUGUGUUCA